AGCUGAGAUAAUAAGAUUUCAGGAGACAGUGUAUGCCAAUGAGGGAGAUUCAGCCUCCAUCAUCUGUGGUGUCAAUGGGAAUCCAUCAGUGGAGAACAUGGCUGUGUGGUCCAGACCACGGUUUGACAUGUCUAAAACUAAACAGGUGUACAGAAAUGGAGAGAGCCAGAUUGUGAUUCAGGAUCUAAUAAGAAGUGACUCUGGGAAAUUCACAUGUACAGCUGAUAACCAAGUAGCACAGCCCCAGACCAAAAAAGCCAACUUGGUGGUCAAAUAUUUUGCUGGCAUUGACAAGUCUCGACAGUAUGCUAAAGCAGGAGGAAAACAUGGAGAUACUGUGACCCUGAUCUGUAAGGCUGAAGGCACCCCAGAGAUGCAGUUUACAUGGCUGAAGGAGGACACAGAGUUGCAGAGCAACAGUAAAUAUGCCAUUAGUUCUACAUCAGCAGCUGACAUCUUUGACACUAAAUUUAAAAGUGAACUUACAGUGAGGAGUAUAGCCAAAGCUGAUUAUGGAACCUACACAUGUAAAGCUAGGAAUGACAGGGGCGAGGACCAGUUUAAUAUCAGACUCAAUGGCACUAUUCGAUGUUGA
Molecule: messenger RNA, 595 nt
Organism: Saccostrea cuccullata (small rock oyster)
Lineage: Eukaryota; Metazoa; Mollusca; Bivalvia; Ostreida; Ostreidae
Product: neural cell adhesion molecule 2-like
Exons: 4
Coding region: 98-595 (165 amino acids)
Biological process (GO): homophilic cell-cell adhesion; synapse organization
Cellular component (GO): plasma membrane; neuronal cell body; axon
Molecular function (GO): axon guidance receptor activity
Source: RefSeq, a predicted model, not a curated record